CUAAUAAUGUGUUCCACUAAAGAGAAAGUAUGAAAAUGGGUUGUCAUUUAAUUUUCGUUAGUAGCGGCUUGUCCAUUUAGAAAAAAGACAAGGGUAUAACGGGCAUUUACUCUCUAAAUUAACCACUUUUCACUUGACGGUGGGGUAGAGCUUCACUAACAUUGUAGAUUUGUAGCAUAACCUUGAAAAUCUAAAGCAAGCUUGCUCAAAAAAAUGUGUUAUGCAACGACCUUAUCCAUUUUAUUUACAGCUUUUCUUUUGAGGAUACGUUGGAUUGCUUCGGUUUCGAUUCCGAGUUCCAAUUGCUACGCUUUCGAUAAUUCUAGUCAUAUUGUUGAUUUUAGUAGCUGGAUUGGAUACCUGUUUGAGUAUGAUGUGCAGCAAGAUACUGACUUAGCGGUUCGAUUCUGCAAAGACGUCGAAAGCAGAUCACAAACGGGAUAUGUUGAUUUUGGUCGAUUUGACAACUACUUUGUUGCUGGUAUAGGCCAAUUUGAUUUUGUUCAAGAGUUCUAUAGCGGUGACUUGAUGGGUUGUGAGCAAAGUUAUGAUAAAAUGGGACGAACCGCGCAGGUCAACAUCAUCUGUGGGAGUUGUCCGAAUGGACAAUGCAAAGGUCGUCCUGGGUGCAUAUGUAGUGUCACUUAUGAAUCAAAAUGCAGAGUUUCAGUUGAACUUGCUCUACCAUGUGAAAAACCGGGCCCACAAGUAUUUCAAGGCUUCACAGUUGGUUUUCAUCCACGAUCAUGGGAAAUUGUUUAUAAUGGUAUGACACAAUUUGGAUUUGAGAAAUCCAACCGUGAUUUUAGCUUUCAUGCAAAGCAAUCCCAGGUAGUUCUUUUUAUGACUGCAAUAGCUUCACACUCAUCCUUGGUUCAAAAGCCAAGUCUAAAGGUUCGUCCAGAGAAAGGCCUGGAAGUUAAAUUUUCUGGAUCUGCCAACCAUGGGAAGCCUCCUACAACUCUGUCACCUACAAUGUUGAUUGUGGAUUGGAGAUGUGAAGUAGCCCGUGAUACUCCAUAUGAAGUUAAUAUAACAAUCCCAAUUAAGGGUUAUGAGCCUAUUGAAUUUGUGCUUACAAAAUUCUGUGAUUAUACACAGGAAGAAAGUGAAGAUGCCAGAAAAGGAUGGGCAAUAUUUGGGGUGCUAUCUUGCAUAUUCUUUGUCUCUUCAACACUUUUUUGUUGUGGAGGGUUUAUUUACAAGACAAAAGUGGAACGCCAGCGUGGAAUUGAUGCAUUGCCUGGCAUGACAAUCCUAUCUGCAUGCUUAGAGACAAUUAGCGGAGCAGGACAAAGAUACAUGCAGGCAGAAGAACAAAAUAGUGCCUUUGGUGGCGAACCCUCCUGGGGCCCGCCUCCUAGUUCUUCUCAAGAUGCAUGGAAACCAAUAGAAAGAAGAUAUGGGGCCAUUUGAAUAUUGGAUUGGUGUUAUUCAAUUUUU
Messenger RNA from Arachis ipaensis, 1443 nucleotides. RefSeq lists its product as uncharacterized. NCBI's taxonomy places the organism in Eukaryota, Viridiplantae, Streptophyta, Magnoliopsida, Fabales, Fabaceae. The record is from RefSeq and is a predicted model, not a curated record.